Messenger RNA from Cyprinodon tularosa, 1816 nucleotides. Its product is annotated as alpha-amylase-like. NCBI's taxonomy places the organism in Eukaryota, Metazoa, Chordata, Actinopteri, Cyprinodontiformes, Cyprinodontidae. Bases 141 to 1679 code for a protein of 512 amino acids. The transcript has 9 exons. Gene Ontology annotation, biological process: carbohydrate metabolic process. The record is from RefSeq and is a predicted model, not a curated record. Gene Ontology annotation, molecular function: alpha-amylase activity; cation binding.
AAAAUAGGUUUUUAAUAAUGGAUUUAGCUAAAUUGCAUAGUUUGUUUUGAUCAUAAAACCUUAAUCAGAAGAGGAUUUGUAACUGAUAUUUACUGUAUGGACAAAGGUAAUAUACUGUCUCGUUCUUACAUUAUAGAAUCAUGAAGCUGGUCAUUUUAACAAUGCUGUUUGGGUUCGGGGUCAUGCAACACAACCCCAACUUUCAACACGGAAGAACAACAAUUGUCCAACUAUUCGAGUGGCGCUGGUCCGACAUUGCUGCUGAGUGUGAGCGCUUCCUAGCUCCUAAAGGGUUUGGUGGUAUUCAGAUUUCUCCUCCAAAUGAACAUAUUGUUCUGAAUGAGCCAUGGCAACCGUGGUGGCAAAGAUAUCAACCUAUAAGUUACAACUUGUGCUCCAGAUCUGGCAACGAAGAGGAAUUUAUAGACAUGGUGACCAGGUGCAACAAUGUUGGGGUAAACAUUUAUGCGGACGUUGUUAUCAAUCAUAUGUCUGGAAGUAGUGGUGGAGAAGGAAAUCAUUCAUCAUGUGGAAGUUGGUUUAGCGCCAGCAAGAAGGACUUUCCAAGUGUUCCAUACUCUGCUUGGGACUUCAAUAGUAACAAAUGCAAAACUAGAAAUGGUGACAUUGAAAACUAUGGAGAUAUUUUUCAGGUACGGGACUGCCAACUGGUCAGUCUUUUGGACCUUGCUUUGGAGAAAGAUUAUGUCAGAAGUAAAGUGGCUGAAUACAUGAACAGGUUGAUUGAUUUAGGUGUCGCUGGAUUCAGAAUGGAUGCCUGCAAACAUAUGUGGCCAGGCGACCUGGAAAAUGUUUAUGGUCAUCUCCACAACCUCAGUUUAAGAUGGUUUCCCAAUGGAUCAAGACCCUUUAUCUUUCAGGAGGUUAUUGAUCUCGGAGGAGAGGCCAUCUCUUAUAGUGAGUACAUACAUCUAGGGAGAGUGACUGAGUUUAAAUAUGGUGCAAAACUUGGAAAUAUCUUUAGAAAAUGGAACGAAGAGAAACUGUUUUAUACAAGGACUUGGGGAGAAGGUUGGGGCUUCAUGUCUGAUGGCAAUGCUGUUGUUUUUGUUGAUAACCACGACAACCAAAGAGGUCAUGGUGCUGGUGGUUCAGCGAUCAUCACUUUCUGGGACUCCAAACUCUACAAGAUGGCCGUCGGCUACAUGCUUGCUCACCCCUAUGGAGUGGCCAGGAUCAUGUCUAGCUACCGCUGGAACCGGAAUUUUGUUAAUGGAAAAGAUCAGAAUGACUGGAUGGGCCCUCCAGCCAACACUAAUGGAUCCACUAAGUCUGUCCCUGUCAACUCUGACCAGACUUGUGGAGAUGGAUGGGUAUGUGAGCACAGAUGGCGUCAGAUCACGAAUAUGGUCAUUUUUCGAAAUGUGGUAAAACAACAGCCACAAAUCAGUUGGUGGGAUAAUCAGAGCAACCAGGUUGCCUUUGGACGUGGUGACCUUGGUUUUAUUGUUUUUAACAAUGAUGACUGGGACCUUGAUGUGACCCUGAACACUGGUAUGUCUGGUGGCACUUACUGUGAUGUCAUUUCGGGUCAGAAGGAUGGCAACAAAUGCACUGGAAAACAGAUCAUUGUUAGCAAAGAUGGAAACGCCCACUUCAAGAUUAGUAACACUGAUGAAGACCCCUUUAUUGCUAUACAUGCAGAAUCCAAGCUUUAAAAAGUAGCAUAGUCUUUGAUCAUAAUGAUAUGUUCAUAGACCAAUCAUUAUACGCAUUAAUCAGCUGCACACUUAAUUAUGAGGUGUAGCAGCAAUUGUAAGAGGUGGAAGUUUUAUAUUCAACUUCUUCACUGGAG